Molecule: messenger RNA, 2756 nt
Organism: Melanotaenia boesemani (Boeseman's rainbowfish)
Lineage: Eukaryota; Metazoa; Chordata; Actinopteri; Atheriniformes; Melanotaeniidae
Gene: ipcef1
Product: interaction protein for cytohesin exchange factors 1
Exons: 11
Coding region: 24-1616 (530 amino acids)
Source: RefSeq, a predicted model, not a curated record
CUAGUGGGAACUACGGGCACUCGAUGAAAGAAACCGUCAAUUUGCUUUAUAUUAAUAUAUUUGCUAUUCUACUUGUGAUAGAGAAAAACACACACAAAAAAGGUGUAACCUAUGAAGUGUGGAGUGUAUUCCUCUUACCUGACCUGAACUCACCUGAAACCAGUCGAGCUUUCUUUGUAUUUCUUCGUCUUCAUCCUGACAUGUUUGCCAAAGUUUGGUCAGACUUUGAGCAAAGAUUUCGGUUCAAACUACUUUCACUGAAAUUGUGGUUUCAGUCUGCCUUCCCCAUAUCUGUGAGUCCUCCAAUGGCUGCCGAUGACUACAACCCUGUCUCCCUCCGACACAAAUCCAAAAAGAAGAACCGAGGAGGCAAUGGUACAAUGAGCAGAAGACGGAUCUCGGUCAAAGAGCUGGGUCACCCAGACCACCAGGGCUGGCUGUACAGGAAGAAAGAAAGCAAAGGCUUCCUGGGGAUCAAAUGGAAGAAGUACUGGUUUGUGCUGAAGAAGACGGCUCUCUACUGGUAUACCAACCAGCUUGCGGAAAAAGCUGAAGGCUACAUUGAUCUCACCAACUUCAUGAUAGACAUAGCCAUGGAGUGCAAGAAGAAACAUGCGUUCAAAGCCUGCCAUCCUCAGGUCAUGAUGUUUUAUUUUGCUGCUGAGAACCACGAGGACAUGAAUGUGUGGUUGAAUAAGCUUGGAUUAGCUUCCAUUCAUUAUGAGGCAACAAAUCAAAACACUGCAGCUGAGUGUUAUAGUGAAGCCAGUGACCACGAAGAAGCUGAAACCACAGAGAUCCCUCCUCCACCAUACUCUGAGCAGGGUCUGCGGGACCCUGUGGGUACGUCUGAGCCACCUGGUAGCACAAAUCAGGGUACGCUUCCUCCCCCUUACUCAUCUGCAGCCCCAAGUGAAGCCAACGGUUCCCUCUCCUCACCGGUCAGUACAAUGACAUCGCAGAGCUCUGCCUCCUCCUUGCUCGCCAAGCAGCGGCAGUCCUGGUUGGACCUGGUCUCACAGGCGUCUCCUCCAGCUGGGGAAACAGCUGUGGUGUGCUCAGUUCAGGUUCACUCACAUCAAGCCCCGCAAGAAGAGACAGAGAAGGAGACGGCGUUGGCGAGAUCGGCCCCCGAGCACUAUUCAGACUCAACUGGGUCCAAUGACGAAAGCACUGCGGCGGAGGUCGAGGAACAGAGGGAUGUUUUAGGGGCCAGAGGUGAAGGCCAACAAGGAAAGAGUUCAGAUGAGAUGGAGAAGCUGUAUAUCCAUCUAAAAGAGGCAAGCCUCUCGCCAAUAGGAGAUCGUAAACCAUCCACGAAAAGAGAAUUCAGGGCCUCUUUCAUAAAACGCUGUAAAAACCAGACGGUCAAUGAUAAGCUGCACCUUGUCAGGACACUCAACAGCACAUUAAAGGCAAAAGAAGCAGAUUUACAAGCAAUAGAGCAAGUGCUUUUGGACCCAGAGCUUACGUCUAACAAGUUCAAAGGAUGGAAGGAGGCCAAUCCAACCUUGGUGCAGGAGAUCUGCAACAAAGAUGGCCACCAGGUGGCGCCAGAAUCAGUAAAUUCUGCACCAAUCAUCGUCUCUGCUCCUGUGGUAGAGACUAGUUUAUAAAACUCCUCAUUACUUUUUUUUGCCAUGUUUUGGACUGUCAUGACUUCUGUCAUUUACUAUGAACACACACACUGCUGUUAUUCAGUCUGAUACUUUGGUUCCAUACAAGUGGAUAUUUAAGUGCUAUGCAGCACAUAAUGAUCCAUGAAGAGUGUUUUUUAUUCCAAGAUGAAGAUAGAAAUUUACAAUAGACAACUUGCAUCAAAAUGUGAAUUGCAUUUAGUGUUACUUUUCCUGUUCAGUUUGUGGUAUUAGAAAAUUUGCAAUUUAGUGUUUUUAAUGCACGCACUCUUACUGUUAAGAAUAGUGUAGCCCAUUAAAAUGAUGGAUGCAUUAUUCUCUGUGUGGAAACACUUGAUUUUAUGGACUGAUUUAUCUGCUUUUUGAAUUCAUAUGGAGAGAACAUUUUUAACAGUUUUCUUCCAGUUACUGGUGCCAUGCACCACCCUUUCCUGUUAUACCUGCCUUACAGCAAUGAUUUGUAUUUUGUAUGCUCCUGAGUUGAUAUUUUGCCUAUCAGUAAGACUUUUCAGACUGAACUGUAAUGCCUGUGCAAAUAUCACAGAUACUGUUUCAAAUUUAAAGGAAUCAGAUCCUCCUUUUGCUGUAGCUUAAUUUAAACAACCAUUAGUAGAUGAUUGUAGUCAACUAAAUCAAAACACACCUGAAGAGAUCCAACAAAUGCAGCAUUUUAACUUCAAACGUUGACUAUGUGAAACAAUGUGACAAAGACUUGCUGAAUAUAUUUAACUUAGUGUGUAGCAGUAUUUAUUAGCAUUUUAGCACAAGUAGCUUGGUGGAUGAUCUAGAAAUCCCCAGGACCAUGUAAACCAGUCUGGUGUACUACCCUGUGCUAGUUCAGUGCUGCCAUUCAUUCAUGAGCAUGAGGCAUUAUGAAAUUUCCCAGUAAUAGGUAAUUGGUUUAGUAAUCACGGACCAAACCUGGACCUAUUACAAGGGAUUUGGCUUUCCUUUACACAAUGCAUUUUGCCCUGCCUUGAAUUUCAUGUCUUAUGCAUGUUUAUAUUUUCACAUGGUGUAAAUAAUUGUACAAUUAUGUAUGUUAACUGUUUUCAGCUAUGGUAUGAAAGUCUGUGUGCUGUUUUUGUAUACAUGGAAAUAAAGAAUUGUCACAAUUUC